AAGCGCAAAGCUGCCCCAGCAGCUGCUACGUGUAGCCCCUUCUCGGGGAAACCGCCAUUCUACAAAACUUAGAAAAGUAACCACACAUCGAAACAAGAUGGAGUGUGACAGUUGUACUCAACUAUCGACAUAACACACGUAGCAGAGGUCCGGAGCGACGCGAACGAACGGACGUUAAAUAACGUUAGUUAACUGAAGUUAGUUAAGUCAGUUGGUGCUAACGCUAGAUAGCCGACGCCUGCUCGCUGCCAGCCGGACCAGCUCGUAUGGGAGGCGACUCGUAAUUUUUUUUUUUUUAAACUGCGGAAGGGUGGAGCACAUUCUCCCCUUCCGUUCGGCACUAUCCAUCCCGGGUAAAGCUGCCGUUUCCCUGACGGUACCCGGACUGAGCGCAGGAGCGGUGACGUCACGUGACAGUGUAACGGUGGGCGGAUCCGUGGCGGCCGGUAGCUGGCUAGCAGACCUCCGUCGGCGCUUUAGCAAGACGGGCUAACGAUGCCGGAUUGGGUUCCUCUUGCCGGGGUCAGGAUUGAGAGCCACCAGAAAUGAUUUCGUGGAGACCACCCUACAAGACUUGAGCUGAUUCGUCAGCCUCGUGUAGGAUUUGGUUUUCAACCCCCAAGUGUCCUCCUGAUAUCAGCGGACCAUGGUGGUCUGAACAGGUCAAAAAGCCUGACACAGCGCGUGGACACGCGUAACGCGACCGAGAGAGGAGCAGAGACAAACCGGAGGGACGGGGAAAGCAUCGUUGAGCGCAACAUGUCUCAAAACCGAGAACUGGUGGUCUUCUACAUAAACUAUAAACUCUCCCAGAGGAACUACCCCGUCAACCACAUAGGGCUGUCGGAGCCUCCCAACAGAACUGGCGGGGGAGAGGCUGGGGCGGCUGAUGAGCAGCGGGUAGCGACGCACUCCAACGGGACUUUACACGGCUCGAGUCCCGGGACCCCGCCGGCGUCCCCGCUGCUCCAGCAACGGUUGCCGUCGACGGCGAGCCUGGACGCGGUGAAGGAGGCCCUGCGGGACUCGGCCAACGAGUUCGAGCUGCGCUACGCCCGGGCCUUCAGCGACCUGCACAACCAGCUGCACAUCACGCCGGCCACGGCCUACCAAAGCUUCGAGAACGUGAUGGACGAGGUGUUCCGGGACGGCGUCAACUGGGGCCGCAUCGUGGGCCUGUUCGCCUUCGGCGGGGCGCUGUGCGUGGAGUGCGUGGACAAGGAGAUGAGUCAGCUGGUGAGCAGGAUCAUCGAGUGGAUGACGGUCUACCUGGACAACCACAUUCAGCCCUGGAUCCAGACCCAGGGAGGCUGGGAGCGCUUUGCAGAAGUCUUUGGGCAGGACGCGGCAGCCGAGAGCCGGAGGUCUCAGGAGAGCUUCAAGAAGUGGCUGCUGGCGGGGAUGACGCUGGUGACCGGCGUCGUGGUGGGCUCGCUCAUCGUCCAGAAACGCCUGUGAGGAGGAGGAGGAGGAGGGGGGGGGGGAGGUGGAGGAGGAGGAGGAGGAGAUGCCCAACAGGCCCCCCAUUUCUAGACCCCUUUCCAGCCGCCUUCCCCCGCCAACACUUAC
This is a messenger RNA of Pungitius pungitius (ninespine stickleback), 1569 nucleotides long. RefSeq names its product BCL2 like 1 (gene bcl2l1). Gene Ontology annotation, biological process: extrinsic apoptotic signaling pathway in absence of ligand; intrinsic apoptotic signaling pathway in response to DNA damage; negative regulation of intrinsic apoptotic signaling pathway. Gene Ontology annotation, cellular component: mitochondrial outer membrane. The coding region runs from base 760 to 1458 and encodes 232 amino acids. The transcript has 3 exons. Gene Ontology annotation, molecular function: protein homodimerization activity; protein heterodimerization activity. NCBI's taxonomy places the organism in Eukaryota, Metazoa, Chordata, Actinopteri, Perciformes, Gasterosteidae. The record is from RefSeq and is a predicted model, not a curated record.